This is a messenger RNA of Microtus ochrogaster (prairie vole), 1403 nucleotides long. It is a transcript of the gene Med18, whose product is annotated as mediator complex subunit 18. Gene Ontology annotation, cellular component: mediator complex; core mediator complex. Lineage: Eukaryota; Metazoa; Chordata; Mammalia; Rodentia; Cricetidae. Gene Ontology annotation, molecular function: transcription coregulator activity. Gene Ontology annotation, biological process: regulation of transcription by RNA polymerase II; termination of RNA polymerase II transcription. The record is from RefSeq and is a predicted model, not a curated record.
CUGUCCAUCAGCUUCCUGUCGGAAGUGUGGAAGGCAGUCUUACGGAGGUUCGGCUGGGCCCUCGCCGGCGAGAUUUGGGUAUUUGGGGAAUACGGUUUGCGAGUGUGCACGCUUGGAUUUACUUCCAGCUUUGCGAAGAGCUACAGCGUGCACGGAGCCGUGUUACUAGUGUGUGUCCCGUGCUUAGCCUAUCGGAAGAUCUGUUUCCAGUUUUCUCCUCUGGAGCCAAAUCAGAGACAUCAUGGAGGCCCCUCCAGUCACCAUGAUGCCAGUCACUGGGGGCACCAUUAACAUGAUGGAGUACCUCCUGCAGGGAAGUGUCUUAGACCACAGUUUGGAAAGUCUCAUUCAUCGCCUUCGUGGUUUGUGUGACAACAUGGAGCCCGAGACUUUCCUUGAUCACGAGAUGGUAUUCCUCCUGAAGGGCCAGCAAGCCAGCCCGUUCGUUCUAAGGGCUCGGCGCUCCAUGGACAGGGCAGGGGCACCCUGGCACCUGCGUUACCUGGGACAGCCAGAAAUGGGAGACAAGAACCGCCAUGCCUUGGUGCGCAACUGUGUGGACAUUGCCACAUCUGAGAACCUCACGGACUUCUUGAUGGAAAUGGGCUUCCGUAUGGACCAUGAGUUUGUCGCUAAAGGGCACUUGUUCCGUAAGGGCAUCAUGAAGAUUGUGGUGUACAAGAUUUUCCGAAUCCUGGUCCCAGGGAACACAGACAGCACAGAGGCCCUGUCGCUCUCCUAUCUUGUGGAAUUGAGUGUUGUCGCACCAGCUGGGCAGGACAUGGUCUCUGACGACAUGAGGAAUUUUGCUGAGCAGCUCAAACCUCUGGUUCACCUGGAAAAAAUAGACCCCAAAAGGCUUAUGUGAUUAAGAAAAGUCCGUCCGUCUUUGAGGUCUGUCCUCACCUGGUAGGCUGCUGCCAGUCAGGCAGACUCCCUUCGAGAAACUGAGUGGUUUCCUUCAUUAGGUAAUUUUGUUGUUUUGUGUUGUUUUUUUGGUGACAGGGUCUUACCUUGUAGCCCUGGCUCACCUGGAACUUGACUACAUCAGUAGCUAGCCUGGAACUCAGGCCCCCUGCAUGUCCGUCUUAAGUGCCUGUGUCUUCUCCUUGGCAGUCUCUGCUGAUUACAGGCCCAGGAUAACAUGGAGAUUUGUUCAAGUCCUCCCUUCGCCCAAAGAGAGGGAAGUGGACUAAAUUAGCUUUUCGGAGGAAAAUGUCAAAGACAACUCUAAUCAUUGUUUUGCCCUUUGUUGUUGUUUUGUUUUUUAUAAAAGUAUUUUCUUAUUCUGUUAUUUAUUUUUUGCUUUGUUUAUAAGUUUUUGUCUUGUUUUGCCUUUUAUAUGUAAGGUUCGUAACAGCAUUGUGAGCUGGCAUUGUAUAGUAAUAAAGACAGGAAAGAAA